CCGCCAUGGCCGGCCCGGCCGAGCGGAGCCGCUGGGAACGGGAGCAGGCCCGCCUGAAGGCCGGCGUGGUGGAGCAGGACACCGAGAAGUGGCAGAAGGACCCGAGUUUCGCCGGGCUGGAGAGAGUGGGGGGUGUGGAUUUAUCCUACGUCAAAGGAGACGACACCAGAGCCUGCGCGUCCCUGGUCGUGCUCAGCUACCCAGCCCUCGAGGUGCUGUACGAGGAUUGCCGGAUGGUGACCGUCACUGCUCCCUACGUGGCCGGAUUCCUGGCCUUCCGAGAGGUCCCUUUCCUGGUGGAAGCUGUUCAGAGACUUCAGCAGGAGCAGCCCAGGCUCAGACCUCAGGUGCUUCUGGUAGAUGGGAAUGGGCUGCUCCAUCACAGAGGAUUUGGUGUGGCCUGUCACCUCGGAGUCCUGACGGAUCUGCCGUGCAUUGGAGUGGCCAAGAACCUCCUGCAGGUGGAUGGCUUGGUCAGGGACGAGCUGCACAGGGAGCAGAUCCGUUCCCUGCAGAGGUCAGGAGAUACGUUCCCACUGACAGGCUCUUCAGGGAGAGUCCUGGGCAUGGGAGCCUGUUGGGUGCUUGAUGUCUCGUUUCUGCAUGCCCAGGCGCUGCGGAGCUACAGCAACAGCUGUAAGCCCCUGUACGUCUCGGUGGGGCACAGGGUGAGCCUGGACACGGCCGUGCGCCUCGUGGGGUCCUGCUGCAGGUACCGCAUCCCGGAGCCCAUCCGCCAGGCUGACAUCAGAUCGAGGGAGUACAUUCGGAAGCAGCUGUGCGCACCCCUGGGGGUCAGACCUGCCAGCCCAGAGAGCAGCAAGAAGGAGGCUGAACUGGAGGAUCAGUCUGAUGCCUGAAGAACCUGCAUGGCUCCUCUUCACUCGAUCCUCUCCCUCAAGGCUGAAUUCUGUUGAGUGCAGGAGCCUGGUGCCGUCCUGGGGGGCAGAGCCGUGCCAGGCUGUGUCCCUCGGGACAGUGCCAGCCCCUGUGCAUGUCCUGGCAGAGUGGCAGAGCAGCUGCUGCUCAAGGAUAAUCCUUGCAGUGGUUUCUCAGGGUUU
This is a messenger RNA of Empidonax traillii (willow flycatcher), 1061 nucleotides long. RefSeq names its product endonuclease V (gene ENDOV). Gene Ontology annotation, cellular component: cytoplasm; nucleolus. Gene Ontology annotation, biological process: DNA repair. NCBI's taxonomy places the organism in Eukaryota, Metazoa, Chordata, Aves, Passeriformes, Tyrannidae. The transcript is spliced from 9 exons. Gene Ontology annotation, molecular function: single-stranded RNA binding; RNA endonuclease activity producing 5'-phosphomonoesters, hydrolytic mechanism. The record is from RefSeq and is a predicted model, not a curated record. Bases 6 to 860 code for a protein of 284 amino acids.